UUCGUGCCGUCGUCGUCGAGAAACGUCGUGUUUUUAAAUCGUCCGCCGCGCGCUCACGCACCGUCACCGAAUUUUCCCUCUCUUUCUCUCUCUAUCUCUCUCUUCCGCAUUCUCGCAUCUUUACCUCUUUCUCCCUCUCUCCUUUUCUCUCCCAUUUCUUCCCGUCAUAUUCGCCGCCGCGGCCGUUUUCGCUCGUCGCUCGCUUCCGCGCGCGCGCGCACGCGAGUGCGGGAAUGUCGCGACGUAGUUCAAAUCGCUGGCGAAUUCGCGCCGCGGGUGUCGUAUGCCGCGAACGUCGUCGCGGAUGAGCGUUUCCGCGUGUGUGCUCGGUCAAUGGGGGAUCGUACGCGAGUGAUCUCGCGAGGUGGUGCGACGGAGUGACUACGUCGGGACCGUACCUACUCGCGCGUUUCUCGCGCGACCGCCGAAAUCGGUCGGCGCGGACUUGGACAGGUGCGCGAGCGACCACGAGCACCCCUCCUACCUGCCGCGUUAUCACCGUUGGUUGCGCGCGACCACCCCGCAAAGGUGCUCCAUGAUUGCACCCCGCGUCGCGACAAGUGGAUGGGCUUCGGCACCGUAGAUCGCCCGAUAUCGCACAAGUACCGAGACCCAUAUGGAUCCCAUGAAUUAGUUACUCGCCGCGUUGGAGAAGAGAAAGGAAGCCAUCCGGCACAUGCGGGUCGAUAUGCGAUGCAUUUGUGAAUCAACGUCCGUCAUUAUGCACCGGUGAAUUUCCCCGUUUCCGUCGGCGCAUACGCCAAGUGCAGCCCGAAAUUGCCCGAGAUCGCGCCGAGAGGGUUCGCGGAUUCAUGGAAUCGUGAUCAGCUCUGAAGACUUUGAAUCGUUUGAACAAGGAAGGCGAGGCGCUUGCCCUUCAAAAUGACCUCACAACGAACCCCACCUUGGCCUUGAUGCGGCGCAUCCUUGCAGAUGCACAGGCAAAAUUCCGCGUGAUGGUGGAGGAGAACGCAGCGACCGGCGCCCGGCUGGACGGCGAGCUGGAACGCGCUAGGGGCGAGUGCGCCACUCUUCGGGGCGAAUUGCGCGAUGUUCGUGGCGCCUUGCCGAUUGUACUGAAUAAUAACAAUGCCAGCAAUGGCGGCGCUAACAGCAACAACAAUGGCGGCACAGCAACCGGUGUUUCCGGCAACGCGAAUCCUGGCCAGGAAGCCGAGGCUCAGCAACAGGCACAACAGGAAGACGGCAAGCGGCUUAGCGCCGGCAGUAGCCCGAUCGAGAAGAGGAGCUCGGCCAGUGAUAAAUCCGCCAGUCCUAUCGACAAGCGGACCAGCCCGGUGGACAGGAAGGAUAGAACCAGCCCCAUCGAUCGGCGAUCCAGUCCCAUAGAACGAAGAAAUGGCUCGCCCUGCCGAAGCCCGAGCGAGAAGGCUCGCCGCCCGUUCGCCCCCGCUCUGGAGAAGACGCGGCUGGGUGGAUCCGGGGGCAGUGUGGAUUCUCGAUCGGGCAGCGCCAGCCCGGAUCGGGGACCGACGAACCGGAGCAGCUUCCUGCAUCGCGGUGGCAGCGACCGUUCCAGCGUGGAGCGGCUUCGGAUAUCGACUAACCGUGACUCUCUGCGAUCUAGCAAGGAGAUGAACGACCAUGACCAGAAAGAUGCCGAUAAAGAUCUAGUGGACGGCGAUGCGCGAGGCGAUGAGGACAAUGAACCCCCUGGACCGGCACCGGGCAGCAGACCAUCAUCCCCGGCUAAUUCACUCGGAAUCGGCGAUCCAGUGGUAGCGUCCAGACUGUCCAACAUCCACGGCGGUGGCGGCGGACACGCGGAGCUGGCCAGCGCUAGAAGAUUGCGACUGGAGAACGAACGGCUGGUGGCCGAGGUCGCGAGGUUGAGGAGGUUGUUGCUGAGCGGCGCGGCGCGCGGCGAGGUCGGCGCCGAGGACGCCGCGAUGGAAGAAGAAGCGCGCUUUGUCGCCCUGGAAAUGGAAUUGCAGCACGCGAAGGAGGCACUCCAGGCGUUGAAGGCCGACCGGAAGCGGCUUAAAGCGGAGAAGUUCGAUCUUCUCAAUCAGAUGAAGGCGCUUUACGGCACCCUCGAAGACAAAGAGCGUGAACUCCGCGAUUUUAUCCGAAAUUACGAACAGCGGAUGCGGGAGAACGAGGCGACCCUGGGACGUCUUCAGCAGCAAGGAGCCGGCAUGCCUUCGGAUGAACGCGAACGGGAGAGGGAGAGGGAACGCUGGAGUCUUUUAAGGGCGGCGAGGGAUGAGGCCGAUCGAAGUCUGAGCCUCGCGGCUAGUUUGGCCGACAAAGAAGCCGCCCUCUCGCACGCACACGCGACCAUAAAAGAGCUGCAACGUCAACUGUCAGAACGCGGCGGUGGCGGCGGGAUCUGUCUGAGCGAUCAGGAGUCCCUGGUGUCGUUUCCACGGGGCAGCGUGAACGGUGCCGCGACGCCCGGAGCCGGCAGCAGCAGCGGCGGUGGCGGCGGCAUCAUCCCCCACGUGAACUCCCAGCCGCCCUUGGGCACCACCGAGCUCGGCAUGUCUGUGGGUAACGUAGGUGGCGGCCCGGGUGCAGGAGGAUCCUCCGGCGGCCAGGCCGGCGAUCGCGGCAGCUGCAGCGCGGACAGCGGCGUCCGCGGGUCCAGCGAUCGCGAGAGCGGCGGGGCGACCAGCGUCGGCGGAAAUCUCUCGGACUCCACGACAGACGGCACGCCAACAAUUACGGUCGAGGGCAGCGGUCUCGACAUGGACAGCAUCUCCGUGGUAUCCUCCGUAGCACCACCCCACAUAUACCAAUCCGCAACCACACCGAAGGACUGCAGCCCGACGCUGUCGCCGCUGAACGCAUUUUCAAGGUCCAUGGACAAUUCCUCGCUAUCGCGAUCGGUCGAGCAGCUAUCCAGCCCGCUGGAAUCCGAGCCGAGGAGGAACAAGCAGCCACCACCUGUCGUCGCACCUGCCGCGCAUUCGCGCUCGUCCGCCACUCGCGGCGGCACAUGGGGAUCCAUUUCAAGAGUAUUCGCCCGUUCGCGACAUCGGAAGACGGCAAACAGUUCUAGCGGUGGUAGCGGCGGCAACGAGGGCUCAGACAGCUUUGAUCCAUAUCGAUCGUGGUCGCCGCUCACCGAGGAGGGUUACGCCGAGAAACUUCGUUUGCUUCGAGAAGCAGCUUCCGUGCCCAUGGAGCGAUGGCGAGCCCCGACCGUUUUAGCCUGGUUAGAGGUGGCUCUCGGGAUGCCGCAAUACGGUCCACGAUGUGCCGAGAACGUCAAAUCGGGCAAGGUUCUACUGGAACUAAGUGACGCCGAACUUGAGGCCGGUUUAGGCGUAACUCAUCCGCUUCAUCGAAAGAAACUGCGCCUGGCUAUCGAGGAACAUCGGCAUCCAAGUCACGUUCGAUAUCCCUGUAUCGCUCAGCUCGGUCACACCUGGGUGAGCUCUGAGUGGCUGCCGGAUCUCGGCCUGGCCCAGUACUCGGAGAGUUUUGCCACCAAUAUGGUGGAUGCGCGUAUGCUGGACCAUCUGAGCAAAAAGGAGCUUGAGAAACUGCUCGGAGUCACGAGAAAGUUUCAUCAGGCCAGCAUCGUUCAUGGUAUUCACCUGCUGCGAAUGCUAAACUAUGAUCGACAGGCUCUCGCUGUCAGAAGACAUCAAUGUGAGCAGGUUGACACGGAUCCUUUGGUUUGGACGAAUCAAAGGUUUAUUCGGUGGGCGAGGAAUAUCGAUCUCACGGAAUACGCAGAAAACUUGAAAGACUCGGGUGUGCACGGUGCUCUGGUUGUAUUGGAGCCGUCGUUCACUGGCGACACCAUGGCCACCGCCUUGGGCAUACCACCGGCGAAACACAUGAUUCGACGACACCUCACCGCCGAAUUAGAAGCGCUCGUUCUGCCAGCAAGGUAUUCAGUCUACUGUCAUCCAGAGGCGACACUGGACAACGCUCACUAAUCGGCAUGACGUCGUCGUUGUUCUUAUCGUCAUCGAGAGACGGGACGACGUCUCCGGAACACUAAUUGGCAUCUACGAAACCGCGUUCGGACAUUCCUCGCCUCGAAGGAAUCUCCUUAGAGCACCUCGGGAAUUUGAUCGUCAAUUUCGAGACGCUCUCGAAGUCACUCGAACUCGCGCUAAGCGUGUUUUCUCUGCCCUUUGUACAUCGAAGAAGACGUACACUCUAAACAUCUUUUGUCGAGUCAUGCAAUAGAACGAACAUUCCUUUUAAGUUUAUAGAAUAGAAGAUAGCGUUACUAAAGUACCACUCAUUUAAUAUAAAUUAAACGGACUUAUUGAGUGAAUGUUACGGCAGCGUUUAUAGUUAAAAGUUUUUUUUGUAUAAAAAAUUCAUUCCUUGGAUCGUUAUUCACUGCUUUUUACCAUAUCACACAUUGAUCGAAAGGAGAUAGAUAAGAAGAAGACGCUCAAUUCCUUGAUCAAACGCGAAUGAUCUCGAUACAUGAAAGACAAUAAAACGGAAUUGAGUUUUUUUUACGUUUGCCGCGUAGAUUCCUCUUAGGAGAUUCCUCUUCAAGGCAGGAACGUAACACAUCGAGGAAUGAAAUCGUGUACGGUUUCGUUUUAUUCCUCAUCCCCCGAUCGACUCGUGCCAUAUGUCGUCCGGAAUUCGGCGUAUUCUCGGAACGGAAGCGGCAGGUGCAAGUUGUAAAGCAACGAACGACACGUCGCGCCGGACUCCGCGUCCAAUCCACGUGCGAUGGCCAAAGUUAAAAUCGUCAAAUUGCGAAGUAGAUCGUAUACUCGAUCGCGAUUUUCAGUCUUGAUCGAGGUAGUAGAGACUUUUUCGCUAGAGCAUCAAAAAGCAUCAGUCAAUUAUUUAUUUACAGGAAUAUUUCACGCGCGGGCAAGUAGUCGGGAGUGCUUUUUCCAAUUUUUCUCGGUAGGAGAAACGUUUUCGGAAAACUUUCGCGCGGAGACGAAUAACCAGCAAAUUUCGACGAAUCUCGCUCGACGAAGUGCGUUCCUCGCUUCUUCAUCGAUAUCCGCGUUUCACAUCGUAAAAAUAACAUUAGUUCGGGAGAAAAGAGAAAAAGAAUUGUUACUGUAUAGUCACCGUUAAUCGAUAGGCAGUUACUUUUCCAGAAUUUCUACGAGUAAAGUUAGCUACAUCGUAUAAGAGACGUAUCCGUGAACUUCCGCAAAAAGCUUUCGUAACCGACAGAACGUAAUUUAAUGUAUCGCUAAGGAAUCUCGAGAGGAAGUUGUAAAUAUUCCGGGAA
Molecule: messenger RNA, 5200 nt
Organism: Temnothorax curvispinosus
Lineage: Eukaryota; Metazoa; Arthropoda; Insecta; Hymenoptera; Formicidae
Gene: Liprin-gamma
Product: kazrin
Exons: 14
Coding region: 915-3914 (999 amino acids)
Molecular function (GO): protein binding
Source: RefSeq, a predicted model, not a curated record